Solanum dulcamara is the source of this 1492-nucleotide messenger RNA. RefSeq names its product serpin-Z10-like. Lineage: Eukaryota; Viridiplantae; Streptophyta; Magnoliopsida; Solanales; Solanaceae. The transcript has 2 exons. The record is from RefSeq and is a predicted model, not a curated record. Gene Ontology annotation, molecular function: serine-type endopeptidase inhibitor activity. Bases 57 to 1292 code for a protein of 411 amino acids.
AGAGAUUAGGGUUUUAUUAUACCUUUCAACUUUCUUCCCUACUGAUCAACAAAUCCAUGGCGAAACGAAAAGAAGAGAAAAUUGAUUAUUGCCCACAAGUCACAAGUCGAAUUAUUCUAAAUGAGAUUCAAAAGGAUCUUAAAAAAACUAAAAAUUCCAAUACUAACAUAUUGCUCUCUCCACUAUCUUUCCACGCCGUACUCAACAUGAUGGCCGCCGGUGCAACGGGAGAUACAUUGUAUCAGAUGCUACGAUUUCUCGGUGUUAGGGAUAUUAAUGAUUUAAGUUCCAAGUUUUUAAAUAUGGCUACUGUUAUUGAGAACAAUAGUAAUGGUGGCCCUGAUUUGAGUUUCCUUAAUGGAAUGUGGGUGGCUCAUACACAUGAAAUUAGAGACUCUUUCAAACAUUUAACCAACACGCUCUAUAAAAUUGAGCCUAAAAUUGUUGAUUUUAAACUCAAGAAUGAGGUGGUAGAAGAUGUUAACACCUGGGCAGAGUCUGCAUCAAGAGGCCUUAUCAAAGAUAUUCUACAGCCCAAGCACAUCAGAGAUGAAACAACGGUCCUUCUAGCAAACGCCCUCUAUUUUAAAGGUACAUGGAAAUUUAAUGAAGAACGCACCAGAGACAAAGACUUUUACCUACUCAACGGUGACACAAUCUCAGUUCCCUUCAUGACUGGCUGCGACAAUUUCACCUAUGGAUCAUUUGAAGGCUAUCAAGUUACUAAAAUUCCAUAUGAAUUUGGAAAAAAGGGGGAUAACAAAGAGUUCUCUAUGUUUAUCUUCCUUCCAACUGAAAAAAAUGGAUUGCCUAGCUUAUUGGAAAAAGUUGAUUCUGAUCCGAAAUUCUUUACCCAAAAAUUCGACCUUCGGUACGUAUCACUUAAUGCAUUCUACAUCCCAAAGUUCAAAUUCACAUACACUGCAAUGAAACAAAUUAUAAGAACAAUGAAGGAAAUGGGAUUGACUCUGCCUUUCAGUAAAGAAUGCAUCGAGAUCACAGAGAUUGUGAAAACGGAGGGGUCAUUCUUUAUCAACAGGAUAAUACAAAAAGCAUUUAUCGAAGUAAACGAGAAGGGUACUGAGGCAGCAGCUGUUACUGUGGUGUCUGAUGAUGACAUGGGAUGUUCGAUGUAUGAUGAACCCCCUAGGCAAAAGUUUGUAGCAGAUCACCCUUUCUUGUUCAUGGUAAGGGAAGACGUUUCAAAUUUGGUGCUUUUCACUGGAGCUGUGCUAAAUCCAUCAAAUGAUCAUUCAGAUAAUAACUCAUCAAGUGAUUCGGAUGAUAAUUAAGGACAAAAAGAGGCAUGGGAGAACUUAUUUUCGUAUUUUUUUCAAAAUUUUUGCUAUUUGUUUAAUAACUUUGAUGGUUUAUGUUUUCCUUUUUAGUCAUUCAGAGGUUCAACUUAGAAUUUGAAGCAUGUUUAGCUUCUUCUGCUUAUAGAACAUGAACUCGAUGGUGCUCUCUUUACAACUCUGUUGUUUUCGCGGAA